AUGGACAGCCCAGCAGCAACAAUGGCUCAACAUCCACUCCUUCCUCCAGGAACUGUUCACUUGAUCAAUUACGAGGAGGCAACCGAAUCCCCAACAUUCGUUCUCUCCCCAACCCCGUCAGACCCAAACGACCCACUGAACUGGAGUAAAUGGAGAAAGUAUCUUAACUACAGUCUUGCUAUGGGCGUUACCGUGGCUGCUUUCACCAACCUCUCGAUCCAGACCGUCUUCUGGCAACAAAUGACUGUUGAUCUUGAUGUGUCUAUCAACCAACUCAGUAACGCACAGUCCGCCAAGCUUGCAGGUCUUGCCACAGGCUGCAUUUUCUUCAUCCCGUUUACCAUCAAGUAUGGUCGCAGCCUGACAUACUUGGUUUCCACAGCUAUCCUCGCAGCAGCAGCGUGGUGGACUUCAUCGAUGCACUCGUACGCAGAACUCCUCGCCACAGCCGUCAUCACCGGCCUUAGCGGCGCAAUCAACGAGACCGCGGUGCAGAUGACUAUUGCCGAUAUUUUCUUCGUCCACCAGCGAGGCUCUGCCAACGGUCUUUAUUUUACUGCCGUAAUGGCAGGAAGCUUUUUGACUCCUUUGGGUGCCGGCUCCCAGGCCGUGACUCAGGGGUGGUGCUGGUCAUACUACGCCCUCUCUAUCUCUCUGACUGUUCUCUUCUUCAUGUUCGUGUUCUUGUACGAAGAGACAAAAUAUGUUCCCGUUACCAUCGGCGAAGGCAAGAUCACAGAAAAUAACCCACCGCACGACGAGAACAACAUGGAAAAGGUUAAAAGCUUUGAUAAAGGCGGUCUGGAGCUGAACUACAUGCAGUCCAAUUCCGCCACAGAUGUUCGACUGGAUUCUUACCGCGAACGCAUGCGGUUGUUAACACCGACCUCGGAAUCCUUACUGCGUAUUUUCAUCUUACCACUCCAUGUCAUCACUCUUCCACAUGUCAUGUUCACUGCUCUUCAGUUUGCUGGCUCGUUCUGUUUAUCAAUUGGAUACAUGAACCUCGGACCUUUUGUUGGAAAUAUUUUCGGCAGCAUUUACGGGGGACCUUUAGCGGACUGGACUGUAUUACGCUUGGCGAAGAGGAAUGGAGGAGUUUUCGAGCCAGAAAUGCGCUUGUAUCCCUUAUUUCUACCCGUGAUCACAAUGGCUGGUGGUAUUGUCAUGUUUGGAGUCACUGCGGAUCGAUUAAGUCACUUUCCCCCUGAUAUUUUAUGUUGCACUAUCGCGUUGCUGACUGCCGAAGCCUUUGUUGGUAUUAUAUUUGUUCGCAAUGCUGUCAGCGUGGGUGUUCCUUCGGCGCUUGUGCCUUGGAUGUCAAACAUGGGCCUUACCAACAUGUAA
Colletotrichum phormii is the source of this 1347-nucleotide messenger RNA. Its product is annotated as major facilitator superfamily transporter. The transcript has 7 exons. Gene Ontology annotation, cellular component: plasma membrane. The record is from RefSeq and is a predicted model, not a curated record. Gene Ontology annotation, biological process: transmembrane transport. Gene Ontology annotation, molecular function: transmembrane transporter activity. The coding region runs from base 1 to 1347 and encodes 448 amino acids. NCBI's taxonomy places the organism in Eukaryota, Fungi, Ascomycota, Sordariomycetes, Glomerellales, Glomerellaceae.